UGACUCCGAAAAACGUCAAAAGCGUCCGGCGUUUGGGUUCGUGUUUGGCUCAGAGUCAGGUGCUUUGCUUAGUCUGUGCUCGUUGCAUGUUCUUCCACCUUUGGGCGCUGCUGCACAGCGCCGUAGCAACCGAUGGAUGCAAUGCUCCCAUUCGGAACGCCUCUUCGGCGCAGUCUUUACGGGAGAUCCUGAUGAGCAUGCCCAGAGGUAGGUGGCUGUUCGUACCCGGUUCCACCCAGCGCGACGCCACGCCCAGCUUGGCGUGGAACCAAGCCAAUGGACAGCUUCAGGCUAUGCAUUCUUUGACCUUGAUGAGACCUUGGCCAUGCCCAGCACACCCUUCAUCUUUGGCAUGCCUCAGAGCGAUGCCUUUCUGAAGCGUCUCACUGCUUGUGAGGAGGAGGCCAUGUCCUCAUUGGGCUCUCGUAUGGAAGCGGCCUACUAUGCGGCACCGCUUCAGCUGGUGGAUCAAACCUUGCCGGCCCUGGUGCGGCACUUGCGCUCGGAGGGCUGGGCUGUCUAUGGCGCCACCUCGCGAAGGACCGGCGACAGUGUGCCAUAUGACUGGCAUAGCUGGCUGCUGGUGGAUUUCUUACUGGAACAUGGUCUUCACUUCACACCACUGUCAACAGAAACCGUGCACCUGGGCAAUGCCACUAGGGCAGGCGGAAUCUUCUUCGUGGGCGGCGAAGAGGUGAAUAAGGGUCAUGUCAUUCAUCAAGUCGUCCCAGCAGGUCAUAUGGCGGUGCUCAUCGACAACACUUAUGACAAAUUACUGCGAGCUCGGAGUUCCUCUUCCUGCAGAUUUCAGGGCGUGCAUUUCACGGCAGCACACGGGUUAGAAUCAGAUGAUGAGUCGAGGCAGCGGUGGUUGUGUGAGCAGCUGGCCCAGAUUGGAAGACGUUGCAAGUCCUGUGGCCAAGAGCUGUGAGCGACCUCCUUCCAACAGCACGAGCCAGUGGUCAUGUGCAGCCUGGGUCACAAAGAGAUGUCUCACUCCAGCCAGUUCCUGUCGCCGUUGCAGUCACUGAGGAAGCAAUUGCCUCGAGUCCAUAUCCCAAUUUCAUGCACGAUGCAUUUGCAGCCUGCGUGAACUAGGGACUGGAUCGGGCUUCACUCCAAAAGGAGAAACCAAAUUUGGUUUUGGUUGACGCGGUUCGACUGAGGCAGAUAUUCUUGCCCCAGGUGCUUCUAGGUAGCUUUGGAUGAAUGGUCAAGCACCUGAAUCUCAGAUCGGUGAUGUUGAGCCCAAUGUCCUUUGAUUUUGAACUCGGUAUCACGGAUUUUGGAUUCAGGUGGUUCUCCAGUUCUCCAUUCCAAAGCCUUCUUCAUUUCAAUCGUGAACGCCUCAAUGCAGUGAGGGAUGCUACACGGUGCCUUCUUUACAUACUGUUUGAGAGAAUGUUUAGAGAGAACGUCCAGGCCAUGCCAAUUAGGAAGGAUCAGCUUCAUCAUGGAUCAUGGAUCCAUGCACAUCGUUUUGCUUCUGAACUGGAUCGUCUUUCUUUGCGAGACGCCCAUUCCGCGAGACGUUUCGCUGCACCGCCGUUGACGUGCAUCUUAGCCUCCGUGCUCAUCACAAUGGUUUCGUCUUUGCCCAGAUUCGUGCAUCUCUGCGAAAGUCAAAGACGGUCACUUUGAGG
Durusdinium trenchii is the source of this 1643-nucleotide messenger RNA. NCBI's taxonomy places the organism in Eukaryota, Dinophyceae, Suessiales, Symbiodiniaceae. The record is from the annotation of a GenBank genome assembly.